Messenger RNA from Tuber aestivum (summer truffle), 771 nucleotides. The record is from the annotation of a GenBank genome assembly. NCBI's taxonomy places the organism in Eukaryota, Fungi, Ascomycota, Pezizomycetes, Pezizales, Tuberaceae.
AUGAGGCUCUACACCGAAUUCCUGUUCUCCCUUCUGCUCUUUUCGUACAUCUCUCACGCAGCCCCAGUCUCGCAAGACGACGAGGGAGCCUUCACCUCUUCGGGUGCCAAAAAAUUAACAACCCUUGCAGACGCAUUAUCCGGGAACUUUAGCUACUCGGAAAGUAUCGUGCAAUGGAUUCCUGCUGGGAAUUACUCCGACGGGACAUACGUUGUGCAGGAUUCCUCAACGCUGAGCCUAAUGCUGUGGGAUAUCGCCAAGAAUGCUAGUAGCGUUUUCGUCGAUGCCACCGAGUUGGGGAUAGACUACGAGAAGUAUAUCAUCCAACCUUCUGGGAAGCACGUCCUGUUUAGCGGGAACGCCACCCUAGCAUACCGCGGCUCGUAUAUCGCGGAUUACUAUGUUUGGAGUGUGGAGAGUAAGACCUUGGUUCCCCUUGUCGAGGGACAGAGUGGAGAUGUGCAGUCUGCGAUGUGGAGCCCCCAUGGUGAUGUAAUUGCCUAUGUCCGGGGGGGUGAUUUGUUUAUUUGGAAGGACGGGGUGAGUACUAGGGCUACCAACGAUGGUGGGGGGAAUGUGUUUAAUGGGGCGCCGGGUUGGAUAUAUGACGGGGGUUUGUAAUCCCCCCCUAAAAAAUUCCCGUGGGAAGCUGGAAUUAAUGGUUUAACGCUUUUCUUUGGUGGGGAGUUAGGUCUCCUCGGGCAGAUGGAGGCAUUCUGGUUCUCACCGGAUGGGGAAUAUCUUGCUUUCUUGAAGUUUAAUGAGACGGAA